AUGGUAACGGCAGGGGUAAGUCUACAUUAUGACAAGUUUCAAGCCUCCAGGGCCAUUAAUUAUUAUGAAGAUGUGGCUACAGAGUGGACACUUUUUAAGAAACAGUUUCUGUUGUUCUUGAAGGCAACUGAAGCAACGGGAAAGGCUGAAGAUGUGAAAAUUGCUCAGCUCAUGAAUGUUAUUGGAGCCGAGGCUCUGUCGGUCUAUUACACUUUUAAGCUAGGGCCUGAGGAAAAUUUAACCCUCGAUCAAGUCAUCAAUGCGUUUGAGGCUCAUUUUACGCCUAACACUAAUGUUGUGUAUCAGAGAUACCUAUUUUUCAGAAGGUCUCAGGCUGAUGGGGAAUCGUUUAAUAGUUUUUUGACGGACUUACGUAAACUUGCUAUCUCAUGUGACUUUGGGGAUCAAGAGUCAAAUUUAAUAAGGGAUAGGAUUGUCAUGGGAAUCAACGAUAACUCGACUCAAGAAAGACUUAUACGAGAAACUAACGUAAAACUUGAUGACGCUGUUAAGUUUUGUAGGCUAAUCGAGUCUAGUAGGGAGCAUGUAAGUAACAUAACCAAAGACAAAGUGGUUUUUUCUGUUAAUGAUAAAUCUUCAACUACGCAAGCUCCAGUAAUUAAGGAAGAAGUAGUACAUGAGGUGGGCCUACGUCAAAGGAAAGGUAACCAAUGGGGCCCAGGAAGUGGACAGUUUAAUGCAUUGGGCUAG
Messenger RNA from Macrosteles quadrilineatus (aster leafhopper), 711 nucleotides. RefSeq lists its product as uncharacterized. The transcript has a single exon. The coding region runs from base 1 to 711 and encodes 236 amino acids. The record is from RefSeq and is a predicted model, not a curated record. NCBI's taxonomy places the organism in Eukaryota, Metazoa, Arthropoda, Insecta, Hemiptera, Cicadellidae.